UGUGUAGAACAUUCGACCGUGACGACUCGAAGGGAUAAGUUUAUCAUUUUCUGUCGGUAACGCAAAAUAGUGAACGAACUAUCGAUUUUCCCAUUAAAACAUUUAAGACUGCGAAUAAAAUGUGUAAUGAAUUGAGACGUGAAUAGGUGCAUUAUAUUACGGAAUAGAUUGAGUGUGCGAAAUACUUUCUAAAUUACUUGCCCAGUGGGGCAAAAGUGAAUUAAUCGCUGGGGUUUUUUCGCAAACCAGUUUUGUGCAAUCGUGUGGCAUAAGAAAUGAGUAAUACGAUGAAGCAGAGGGUAUCGAUGCGAAUAGACAAACAUAAGCUGAAAGUGCUUACGUUAUGUGUGCUGCUGUGUGCGUCCAACUUUUUACCAGCUCUGGAAGCAAAGAAAACCAGUAAUAGUCGCAGGAAAGGUUCCUCCUCCUCGGGUGUCAGCAGUGGCCGUGUCUCGAAACCCAGUCAGACCGAUACUGCUUCCUACAGUAAUCCGGGCAGUUUGAGCUACAGUGGUUACCAACAGAAGCCGAAGCCUGUCGCAUCGGCUCCGGUGGAUACAUCAGCAAACACGCGUCCUAUUGGGUGGAAUGUAAACAAUCAGCCUGCUAAACCAGCUGCGGCAGCCCCACCGUACCCGGUUCAGAAUGCUGCUAGGCCACCGUAUCCGGUGCAGCAAAGUCAUAACGUGCAUCAGACUCAUGGUGCCCCACCACCACCGUAUUCGGUGAAUCCGCAGCAUGGUGCACCACCACCAUAUUCAGCCAUGAACAAUCCUAAUGCACACUCACCUUUCAAUCAACCUCCACCUGCGUAUAGCCCGGGAAAUCAAGGAUUUAAGCCUGGACAGCCGGGAGGUUUUGGACAACCUGGUGGAUUCGGACAGCCCGCCGGUGGGUUCAAUCAACCUGGAGGAUUUGGACAGCCUGGAGGAUUUAAUCAACCUGGAGGAUUCAACCAGCACAGUGGACAUGUUCAAUCCGGAGGCUUCGGUCAUCAGCCCUCGUUCGGUGGUUACCCAUCUGGUGGAGCUGGUUAUCACGCUCCUGUCGGAGGCUAUGGUGGUCUGCCUCAUGGUGGGUUACAAGGUGGAGGCGUCGCCCCAGCAGUGAACUAUGCAGCUGCUCCUAGUUUCCCGAUUGCGGCAAUUCCUGUUGGAGCAUACAAACCACCAUCGUCCGGAAUUGGUGUUGGAGGCAUUGCUGCCGGUGUCGGAACAGGUUUGUUGGCAGGAGCAGCGGGUGCCGCGAUAUAUAACGCACUCAAACCUGAAGAUCGUGUGAUCUAUCGAGAGAAAGUUACUGUUGUUGAGAAGGCUAAUGAAGCAGCGCCUGCGGCUGCUGCCCCGGCAGCACCAGCGGCCGCAGCUCCAGCAGCAGCAGCAGCAGCACCGGGGGCUCCAGCUGCUGCUGUUCCUGUCGCAGGUGAUGUUACAAACUCGCAAGCUCCUAGUGGAGUUUCCGGAGUACCAAACACUCCAAUCAUCAUGAAUAACAACUCGACAAGCGAACAACAAACAAAUUCGACGGAAAUUACGACACAAACCCCUCUUGCCCCAAUGAACGAAACAUCCCCCGCUCCGGUGCCCACUGGAAAACAAUAUUACCCACCACCCGGCCAGUAUUAUCCCGCCACUGGUCAGUACGUUCCACCGGGCGAAUUCGAUCCUGCCACCAAUAUUUUCACCCCCGGUCGUUACAUUCCUGAUACUAGUAUUUUCCAACAAGGUCAGUACGAUCCACUCACACAAAUUUUCACACCCGGAAGCUACGAUCCAGCCACCGGGCAGUUCAUGCCUGAUCCCAACAAUGGACCGGUAAAUCUGGGAGCCCCGCUAGCGCAGGAGAAUUCCGCCACCAGUCAACCAUUGAAUAUGCAGCCAAAAGUUGAGACCAGUGGCGCCGCUAUCAUAAUGAAAUCUCUGCUGCUCACCACAAUCAUGCCCACACUAUUGGCAGCUAUCGCACGCUAUUGAAUCAGCAACUGAAACUGCAUCAAGGCAAUCAAGUAUCAACAGAUGAUUCACAAAGAACUCCAUUGCGGCGGUGGAGGUUCUACAAUGGCAUACAGCAGAGCUGUGCAAAUUGAGCUCGAAAAAUAAAUUAUAGAUGAAAAAAGCUGCUCACAAUUGAAUGUAAAGCUGAUUCUUCAUGCUAACAGUGCUUCUUUUUGAGACCAAUUCAAUAAUCGACACAAUUGAUGCAGAAUUGCUGACGUUUUGAGCGAGUUUCUUUUCAUUAUCGCUAAUAAACACUUAGAAUUGAACGCGAUGCAUUUUUAAAACCACGUUUUAUAAACACACAUAUGAACAUUGAAAAAGGUAACAAUCUAACUAACAUCAAUAUAAUAUAACAGUAGUUCUGGAAAAGUUCGAUUCACAUGACUUCAUAGAAAAUCAAUAAAUAGUCCUUGGCUAGUGAAUAAGCAAGGUGAACAUUUGCAUUUGGUAGCUAGAUAAUUUAUCGAGUACAGAAUCAAUUAAAAUACUAAGAAGAACACCAUUACUUCAAACAGCUCACCUUGACAAGAAAAUAGAUCCAAAAAACAUUCAAUCAUUGUUGUCUAACAUAACGAAUAACGAGUUGUGCAGUCAUUUUUCCGAGGAAUUCAAAAAAAAAUAAUUACGGCUUUUAAUGUAUUGUUUAAUCUCUUCAUGGGCAACUGUCACUCUUUGCCAAGUUGUGUCUCUCUUUUUCUCUGAACUAUACUCAUAUAACAAACCCCCCAACCUUGUACAUUGUGUAAAUUUUGAAUUGGAUAUCUAUUUUAUACAAAUAGGCUAUAGAUCUGUUUAUAUAUUAUAUUCAAUGAUAUACAAAUAAUCUCGGUAUACACAUUCUUUUUGAAAUCUCUAAAUAUACUAUUGUGGUAGACAGAAAAUUUUAUGUGAUAAACGACUGGUCCAUACAAAAUAUAGAUGCAAAUAUGUGCACAUGUUGUUCUUUCUCAUUCUAAUAGCAUCUAACGACUGUGUUGUUUUAUAUUUGUUACAUUUAAUAGAUGGUUAAGCUGGAACUAUAAAUUGAAUAUUUUUUUAUAAAAACAGAACCAUUGUGUUCUUCUCUGAACAGUGUUAGAUAUAUAAGCUGCAAGCCAUCACAUCUGUGCAAUAGCAAUAAACCGAACAAUUUUAAAUCACAUACAUAAUGUAUUAUCCCCGGAAGAUAUUAGCAAAAGCCGUGUGUAGUUUGUAAGAAGCAUGAAUUAUACAAUUGGAGCGAAUAAUAUUUUGGCAAAACAAAUAAAAGAUUUCUUCAAAAAAAAGCCCCGAA
Toxorhynchites rutilus septentrionalis is the source of this 3270-nucleotide messenger RNA. Its product is annotated as translation initiation factor IF-2-like. The transcript has a single exon. Lineage: Eukaryota; Metazoa; Arthropoda; Insecta; Diptera; Culicidae. Bases 276 to 1973 code for a protein of 565 amino acids. The record is from RefSeq and is a predicted model, not a curated record.